Candidozyma auris is the source of this 597-nucleotide messenger RNA. RefSeq lists its product as uncharacterized. Lineage: Eukaryota; Fungi; Ascomycota; Pichiomycetes; Serinales; Metschnikowiaceae. The coding region runs from base 1 to 597 and encodes 198 amino acids. The transcript has a single exon. The record is from RefSeq and is a predicted model, not a curated record.
AUGCAGGGUUCAUACAAAAACAACGGGCUUCCUCGGCCAUACUAUAUGAAACCACAUUCCAAACGAUCGUCGGCCUACGAGAAGAUGCCUCAGCAAUUUUUCUUGACAAAUUCGAGGAAAUUAACAGGGUAUCUUGUCAUGCUAUUUCUUUUUGGCCUUUGCAUGUACAUGAUUUCCCAAGAGCUCAAGGGAGGUGAGGAUCCAAUUUACGAGUUGGUGCACCCGCUGGAAAUGCAGAGCGAAAAGAAUGGGGAUGUUGGAAAACUCGUAGACUCCUCAAAGGUGGAAGACGCAGCGGAGGACAAGGCCGCCUUGGCAAGCAAAGAAGAAAAUGUUGUUGUGGAGGCCCCUAAGGGAGGGCUGGUCAAUGAAGGGCCAGUAGUGGGCAACGACGAGGGUCUUGUUGUUGAUGGUAAGCCUAGCAACAACAAGAACACUGGGAAAAUUGGGGCCGGUGUUCAAGCUGCGCGUGGCCAGGAUCAGGUUGUAGAGGAAAUUGUUCCGCGGAGCGAAGCCCAAGAUUUGCUGAAACUUCUCGAAGUAUCCACUAAUGCUCAGAACCCAGGGGGAGUCCCAAGAGCAGACCUCUCCCAAUAG